Branchiostoma floridae (Florida lancelet) is the source of this 1162-nucleotide messenger RNA. RefSeq names its product leucine-rich repeat-containing protein 15-like. The transcript has 2 exons. Gene Ontology annotation, molecular function: protein binding. Gene Ontology annotation, cellular component: plasma membrane. Bases 119 to 1162 code for a protein of 347 amino acids. Lineage: Eukaryota; Metazoa; Chordata; Leptocardii; Amphioxiformes; Branchiostomatidae. The record is from RefSeq and is a predicted model, not a curated record.
UCAAUCAGGCCAAAGUUGGUAAAGAGCCAAACCAUCCUGAUCCCCCCCUCCCCACCUUGCAGUAAAGCUUCAGGCUAUUUAAAUUUUGCUAUGUUUUCUAUUUUGGUAAUAGAACAUAAUGGGAAGGAAGCUACGACACAUGCUGAUGCUCCUUCUCAUCAUCCUGAAGCAGCCUAACAUGCCAGAAGCUGAGAGCAGCUGUGGACCAUGCUCAUCCUGCAACCUUCAGAGUUCAAACCUCACCAGCAUCCCUCAGCACCUGUCGACACGCAUCUUUUCCUUGGACUUAAAAUUCAAUGCUAUAACAACUUUAAGUCAGUCACAGAUGAAAAUACUUUCAAGGUAUAAGCACAUGACAUAUGUAAACUUUGCUGAGAAUCGUAUCUCUACCAUACAUUGUUGUUUUCCAAAUCUACCCCUGCUUGAAGUCUUGUAUCUGAUGAACAACCAGAUAACUGGUCUUCCCCCUGGAAUACUUUCAAAUCUACCCAAACUGAAAUUUCUGUACCUGAGUUCAAAUAAGUUAGCAGAGAUUCAGCUUGGUACAUUUUCAGACCUACCAAAGCUUCAGUCGUUGAAACUGAACUGCAACAAGAUAAGGACGAUUCAGUCUGGUGCAUUCACAAACCUCCCCUUGCUUAAAAUGUUGUAUCUAAACGACAACCGGAUACUAAACCUUGAGUCUGGUUCCUUUUCAGAUUUUCCUAAGCUGCAGUUACUGUGGCUGGACCACAACAAGAUUUCAAAUAUUCAAUCUGGUGCAUUUUCAAAUCUACCAAACCUUACACGAUUGGAUCUUCGCAAAAAUCAGAUAUCAUUCCUUCCCCCAUCAAUUUAUAGCAUUUUUUCAUCAAUUUCUGUAGUGAUAGUUUUCAGAAAUCACUGGCAGUGUGAUUGCAGAAUGCUUCCCUUUCGGCUGAGAAUGACAGGGUCACAUCCAUUUGAAAAGCAAAUAUUAUGUGUCCAACCUGCCACCUUUUCGGGAAAACUGCUAAAAGACAUUGAACCUGAAAACCUGACCUGCAAAGACAAAACUACACCAACAACGCCUGUUGACACCAAAGCUUCAGCCACCACACCUAAAAUGUCCACAUCUUUUUCAUUUGGCAAUACAGAAAGCAAAGAAACACUUGGCUCCUCAUUUGCCACAUGUGUAAGUUAG